Glycine soja is the source of this 1658-nucleotide messenger RNA. Its product is annotated as mannose-6-phosphate isomerase 1-like. The coding region runs from base 200 to 1513 and encodes 437 amino acids. Lineage: Eukaryota; Viridiplantae; Streptophyta; Magnoliopsida; Fabales; Fabaceae. Gene Ontology annotation, cellular component: cytosol. The transcript is spliced from 5 exons. The record is from RefSeq and is a predicted model, not a curated record. Gene Ontology annotation, molecular function: mannose-6-phosphate isomerase activity; zinc ion binding. Gene Ontology annotation, biological process: carbohydrate metabolic process; GDP-mannose biosynthetic process.
UCUCUCGUGCUACGUUUCAACAUUGCCAACCCUUCAAAAACCAGCAAGGCAAACCCGCGGCAACGAUCAACACAAUCCCACUUUCUCAUAAUAAUCACAACUCAAACCCUCUCUCUCUCUCUCUCUCUCUCUCUCUCUCUCUCUCUCAUAUAACAAUAUUUCCACGUACAAUUAAGACACGAUCACUAUUGCAUCUACAAUGGAAUUAGCACCCUCAAACUCCAACCAACAACAUGAGAACAACAACAGCAACAAGGUUCAGGGGCUCCAUUGCUCUGUGAAGAACUAUGAGUGGGGCAAACCGUGCCGUGACUCCCUCGUUGCCAAGCUAUUUUCCAUGAAUUCUGGGUCGUUACAAUCAUCACAGCUUGAUGAGGAUCAGCCAUAUGCGGAGCUUUGGAUGGGCAGCCACGUGUCUGGACCCUCUUUCAUUGUUUUUGAUGGCUCACAACAAAGAGUGACCCUCAAGUCUUGGCUCUUGGAGAAUCCUAACGUGCUUGGACCAAAGGUUGUGGAGAAGUGGGGUGGUGACCUCCCUUUCUUGUUCAAGGUGCUGUCCGUGGACAAGGCCUUGUCUAUACAGGCUCAUCCUGAUAAGGAGCUGGCCAGAACCUUGCAUAAGUUGCAUCCUGAUGUUUAUAAGGAUGGGAAUCACAAACCAGAAAUGGCUCUGGCUGUGACAGAGUUUGAGGCUCUAUGCGGCUUUGUCACUCUAAAGGAGCUUAAGGCUGUGCUUACUGUCCCUGAGGUUGUGGAACUGGUUGUUGCUGAAAAUGUUAACUCGGUGUUACAAAUCACUGAUGAGGAUGGUGAAGAGAAGGUUAAGCCUAUUUUGAAGUCUCUUUUCACUGACAUCAUGUCAGCAGGUAAAGAGAGAGUAGCUGGUGCAGUUGACAGGUUGAGAAGUCGUCUGCAUAAGGAAAGUCAGGUGAGGCAGUUGACAGAAAAGGAGCAACUGGUGCUGCGGUUGGAAAAGCAAUACCCAUCUGAUGUUGGUGUCAUAGCAGCCUUCUUUCUUAACCAUGUGAAACUCGCUCCUGGUGAAGCCUUAUUUCUUGGGGCAAAUGAACCACAUGCAUAUAUUUGUGGUGAGUGCAUUGAAUGCAUGGCAACUUCAGACAAUGUUGUAAGAGCUGGCCUCACUCCUAAGCACAGAGAUGUACAGACUCUUUGUUCCAUGCUCACAUACAAACAGGGUUCUCCAGAGAUCCUGCGUGGAGUUCCUAUAAAUCAAUAUGUAAACAAAUACAUCCCACCAUUUGAGGAAUUUGAGAUUGAUUGUUGUAUUCUUCCUCAAGGGGAAAAGGUAGUGUUCCCAGCAGUUCCAGGUCCUUCCAUCUUUUUGGUCACAGUUGGGGAAGGAAUGAUGACUACAGAAUCACCAAAAGGGUAUCCAAUCACUGAAGGGCAUGUUCUUUUUGUAGCGGCCAACACUGAGAUAACUGUUUCUAGUGCACCUCAGUUGCAUCUGUUCAGGACUGGGGUUAACAGUAGAUUCUUUCAAGAUUCCUAAGGUAAUUAAUAACAUGCUUUUUGAGAGCCAAUCAUGCAGUUAUGUGUUACAGUACAUGUAUUAGCAGCAAUAGUGUACAUGCGAGAAUAAUUGAAACACAUUUUAUAUAUAGAGGAAAAGUGCAUUAUAGAGUUGGAUUGUCUUA